This is a messenger RNA of Staurois parvus, 1122 nucleotides long. Lineage: Eukaryota; Metazoa; Chordata; Amphibia; Anura; Ranidae. The record is from the annotation of a GenBank genome assembly.
AUGGGUAAAGCUCCAUUUGAUACAGAAACCUUAACACGUCUUACUGCCGAAAUUCUGUGUGGACUGCAGCACCUUCAUUCUCUUAAGAUCAUCCACAGAGAUCUAAAACCAUCAAACAUUCUUUUGAACAAUGCCGGCCAUGCAAAAAUUGCUGAUUUCAGCUUGUCGGUAAUGGGCGUCACAAAAGAACAUAGGGUCAAGGCUUAUGCGGGGACAGUAACUUACAUGGCCCCUGAGGUUUUCAAUCGUAGCCCAUACUAUGCCCCAGCUGACUAUUACUCCUUGGGGAUGAUAGUAUAUGAAAUGGCCGUAGGGAAUCAUCCUUUUUAUAUUAAAGGGAUGAAACGAAAGGAUCUGGCAGAAAUGAUGUAUACAAUGAGACCUUAUUUCCCCAAGGAUAUGGACCUCGACACGUAUGAAUUCAUACACAGACUUCUAUGCCGAGAACAGGAAGUACGUGGGUACCUAGUAAGCAAUCUCAGAAUGCACCCUUUCUUCAAGGAGAUUGACUGGGCUGAAUUAGAAAGAUUGUCACGACAGCCCCGCGAAUCGGCACCUAUUCUAGAGGAACCACUGGAGGAAGUCAUUGAAGUGGAUGAAUUCCUGUCACCAGAUACAUUCUCAGAGGACAAGAAACUGCCCAUAACUUCAGUCACCACUGAGAGGGAGGAGGCACUACUCUCUUCAUCCACUGAGGAAAAUGAACCUUCCAUGGUUUCAGCCAUCAGUGACGGCGAGGACACUCCACUGGCUUCAUCCAACGAGGAAAACAAACCUUCCAUGGUUCCAGCCAUCAGUGAGGGCAAGGACGCUCCACUGGCUUCAUCCACCAAGGAAAACAAACCUUUCAUGUUUCUAGCCAUCAGUGAGGGCAAGGACGCUCCACUGGCUUCAUUCACUGGGAAAAACCAAUUUCCGUGGCUCCAGCCAUCAGUGAGGGCGAGGACGCUCCACUGGCUUCAUUCACUGGGGAAAACCAAUCUUCCGUGGCUCCAGCCAUCAGUGAGGGCGAGGACGCUCCACUGGCUUCAUCCGCUGGGGAAAACAAACCUCCCGUGGCUCCAGUCACCUAUGAGGGCAAGGCAUCAGACUAUGAUGACCAGGCACACAAACUUACCAUGA